AAUUAAUUUUUGAAGGCUAUGUCACUGUACCGUCCUUUGCUGUUGAAGUGAGAAGUGCGAUUAGAUGAUUAAAUUUAUAAUUAAAUAGGUAGAAAUAAGCCGUAAGGUUGAUAGACUUUAGAAAUGUUAACAAAAGUUGUGCCGUAUUCUUAAAAAAUAAAUGUUUACGUAUUUACAUGCGUGAUUUAAAAUAUUUUUUGUUUGAAAAGUAGCACUGUAGCAAAAGUAACAAAUCCAUAAUGCUUAAUGUAGCACUAAUAAUCAUUCCUAUUUUAAUUGUUGCUUUGUUUGUGAGAUACUAUUUUUGGCGAGGACGUCUAAAAAAUGUUAAUAACAAGCAUGUUGUUGUAACUGGUGGAUCCAGUGGUAUAGGAAAAUGUGUAGCAAUUCUUGCAGCCAAGCAUGGAGCCCAUGUAACAAUAAUUGCAAGAGAUACCCAAAAAUUGGAGGUAGCAAGAAAUGAAAUAAUACGUGCAUGUAAGAACAAAAAUGUUCAGAAAGUGGAAUACUUGUCCCUGGACAUUGGUGAAGAUUAUGAUGCGGUUGAGAAAGCUUUAAAUGAUUUGGAAAGAACCAUGGGUCCAAUAUACAUGUUAGUAAAUUGUGCUGGUACCGCAAUUUGUGGGAAAAUUGAAGACACCUCUGUGGCAGACUUAAAGAAAAUGAUCGACAUUAAUUUUCUGGGAUCAUAUUAUUGUACAAAAGCUGUUACUCCACGAAUGAAGGCUUCCCAAGAGGGAAUUAUUAUAUUAACAUCUUCUCAAGCUGCACUCUUAGGGAUAUUUGGAUAUUCUGCCUAUUGCAGCACGAAAUUUGCUCUUCGUGGUUUAGCAGAAAGUAUAUCCAUGGAACUUUCACCAUAUAAUAUUUCUGUGACCUUGUGCUUACCUCCUGACACUGAUACUCCUGGAUUUGCUAUAGAAGAAUUGUCCAAACCUCUGGAAACAAAACUCAUAUCUCAAACCGCUUCUUUAGUCAGUCCAGAAGUGGUUGCGGAUAAACUUUUUAAGGAUGCGUUGGCCGGAAAAUUCUUUUCUACGGUCGGUAUAGAAGGUUUCAUGUUAACCGUACUAUGUGCCGGAAUGUCGCCAUUUAAUUCCAUCAUGGAAUUACUUUCGCAAUCGAUGCUGGUUGGUUUAUUCCGGCUUGCAAGUGCCUGGUAUCUUGUAAAUUUUAAGAAAAUUAUUCAGAAUUGUAUGAAGAUGCGCGACAAGAACAAAAAAUCUGAAUAAAUGUCUCUAACAAAUUAAUAAAAAAUACAAAGUUUGUAUUAUGCGACAAGUACAUAACGUUUGUAACGUGUUCGAUAUUUGCGUAAUAAAUUUAACACUACAGUCA
This is a messenger RNA of Megachile rotundata (alfalfa leafcutting bee), 1338 nucleotides long. It is a transcript of the gene Kdsr, whose product is annotated as 3-ketodihydrosphingosine reductase. The record is from RefSeq and is a predicted model, not a curated record. Lineage: Eukaryota; Metazoa; Arthropoda; Insecta; Hymenoptera; Megachilidae. Gene Ontology annotation, cellular component: endoplasmic reticulum membrane. Gene Ontology annotation, biological process: sphingolipid biosynthetic process. Gene Ontology annotation, molecular function: 3-dehydrosphinganine reductase activity.